AUGGACGGAACGGAAAUGACUAGAAUCGUUGAAGCAGGGGUACCCCAGGGCUCGGUCCUGGGGCCCCUGUUAUGGAAUCUAACUUUUGAUAAAAUCCUAAAGGCUAAGACUGAGAAUGGGUGUAGACUGAUGGUACGCGGACGACACCCUCAUUCUGGCGUUGGCGAAGUCGGUCGAAACAGCGAAGAGAAGAGCUACACUACAGAUAGCGCGCACGAUUCGAUUGUUGUUUUUACCCCAAAUAAAAGAAUACCUCCGGAAAUAGAAAUAACAGUAGAUGGAGAAAUAGUAAAAUCAAAAAGAACGAUCAAAUAUUUAGGCGUCAUAGUAGACGAUAAGCUAACGUUUACGGAACACAUAGAUUACGUAGAAAAUAAGAUCAAUAAAGUUAUGAGAUCAUUAUGGAAAUUAAUGUCCAAUCUAAGCUGGCCAACAGAGAAAAAGCGGCAAUUAUACGCGAAUGUUUUAUCGUCCAUUAUAUUGUACGCGGCCCCGGUUUGGGCCCAUAAGGCAUCAAAGAAGGAAAAAAUACAAGAUACGCUCCGAAGACUUCAUAGGAGCAUAUCCCAGCGCGUGAUAGCAGCGUACAAAACAACAUCUGGAGAUGCAGCUGCCAUAUUAGCGAGGAUUCCUCCCUACCACAUGACAAUGGAAAAAUAUUUACAAGAGAAGAGUAAAGCUGGAGCACGUACCAGAGAAGCGGUCUUACCUAUAUGGGAAACUUGGAUUAAUAGACGACAUGGAAAUAUAAGUUUUAAACUCACCCAAUUAUUUACGGGACAUGGCGUAUUUUACGCCUUCCUCAAAAGAAUCGGCAAGGCGAGCUCCGACAUCUGCCCGCAUUGUGACACACAAGAUAGAGACACCGCAGAACAUACUCUUAUGGAGUGCGAAGCCUGGAAAGAAUACAGGAUGGAAUUACUGAAUAAGAUCAAGCUGACAAGGAAUGAACUUACGUUAGGAUCACUAAUCAAGCAGAUGGCGAAAGACAAGCAGGAUUGGCUGGCAGCACACGACUUCGCGGAAAAAGUCUUCCUGGAAAAAGAAGAGAAAGAGAGACAGUUGGAGGCGGAGGCGGAUUCCCUCCCCUCUUCCCCGGAACAAUCUAGAACAGAAAGCGAUUAG
Messenger RNA from Camponotus floridanus (Florida carpenter ant), 1125 nucleotides. RefSeq lists its product as uncharacterized. NCBI's taxonomy places the organism in Eukaryota, Metazoa, Arthropoda, Insecta, Hymenoptera, Formicidae. The record is from RefSeq and is a predicted model, not a curated record. Bases 1 to 1125 code for a protein of 374 amino acids. The transcript is spliced from 3 exons.